GUUGUCCGUAAGUGGAAACAACGAAAAACGGUUUUGAAAAAGAAAAAAAAACUUUAACUUCUCUCUUCUUUUUUUUCCUUCAGUUGUUUCAAAAUUCGAAUUUUCUCUUUGAUUUUUCUUUUCUCUUUAUCUAUUCUGCGUUGUUUCGAAAGAAAAGAAAAGAAAUGUUUGAGCCUCAACGUUUCGUAAAUUUACAAGAGAAUUCGAAUUUCGGAGACCCCAAAUCCUGGCUUUCAGGUGAUAAUCGCAACAUCAUGAACGGCAACUCCUCCCCGACUCACCUUCCAACUCACUCUUCACUCACUUACUCCAACGCCAAUCUGGAUCGCGUCCUCUACAACGAUCUCGUCGAGAUGAUCCCUCUCGUUCAAUCCCUCAUCGAGAGGAAACCAAGUAGUUCAUUUACAAGGCGUGGUUCGAUGAUAUACACCAAGACCCCUUCAAGGGAAUCCUUAUCUGGAAAUGAUAUUCAACAUUUGAGUUUGUGUUUGAACAAAUAUGCAAUGGAAGUUCUUUGUAGGAUUAUCAAAGGAAUUCUCACCAAUAAGGUUACUGAUAUGAAAGGGAGGAAUGGAGCUCAGUCAAUUCCAAUGAGAAAGAAAAAAGAUAAAGUCGACAAGAAUGGUAGUAAUAAUCAAGAUGGUGAGGACUGCUCAAUAUUUUCCUCAGAGGCUUUGGCAACAGAAAAAGAGAAUGAAGAGUUAAUUUCAUUCAGGGAACAAGUGGAGGAUCUGCAAAAGAAGUUGCUAGAGAAAGAUGAACUUUUGAAAUCAGCAGAGCUUUCAAAGAACCAGAUCAAUGAUGUUCGUGCUGAACUUGGUAAAUUGAAGCGAGAUGCUGCAGUAAAGGACUCUUUAAUCAAGUCUAUUCAGUUGCAACUCUCUGAUGCCAAGAUUAAACUUGCAGACAAGCAGGCUGCCCUGGAAAAGACACAGUGGGAAGCAAUGACAUCGAAGCAAAAGGUGGAGGAGCUGCAAAAUAAUAUUGAUUCCAUGCAAGGAGAAUUUUCAUCAUUUAUGCUGUUGUUAAAUGGUUUAACAAAGAAUAAUCCCACUACACAUGCUGAUGAUUAUGAUUUAGAACCAUACCCUUUGGAUCCUCUCCCUUGUAUGGCCCACAAAGUGCGGAUUUCAUUGUUUAUUUUGUCUAGCCAUGAAGAAUCCGCUUUUGGCAUAAACAGGAUGAUGUCAAUGACGAGGAGCUACAGAAAAUGGAAGAAGCAAGGCAAGCUUAUGUUGCUGCUGUUGCUGCUACAAAAGAGAAGCAAGAUGAAGAAUCCCUUGCUGCUGCUGCCAGUGCAAGGUUAUAUCUUCAAUCAUUUCUUUUCAGAUCAGAAAGUAUGGAAUAAAGCAAUAUAAGAAUUGAAGUAGGCUUGGCAAUCCGUGUAUACGUGUCACGUUCGGUGUUUUGUUUUGUGUAAGCUGUGUAAACACAAACGCAACACAACACAACACAAAUGUGUAUUAAACGUGUUGGUGUCCAUUGCGUUAGUAGUGCUUAAAUUUCUCAGGUUGUGUUGUGUUUAUUACACGGGUUUCAUGUUUUACUAAACGUAUCGUGUUCGAAAUUGUCUGAUCUUAGCUUGAAGCAUUCCGCACAAGCUCAUUAAUGUAUUAGCACUAUUGGUUUCAUACUGUAGGCGUUUAUUUACUGUA
Gossypium raimondii (Peruvian cotton) is the source of this 1655-nucleotide messenger RNA. Its product is annotated as protein MICROTUBULE BINDING PROTEIN 2C. The record is from RefSeq and is a predicted model, not a curated record. The coding region runs from base 165 to 1358 and encodes 397 amino acids. NCBI's taxonomy places the organism in Eukaryota, Viridiplantae, Streptophyta, Magnoliopsida, Malvales, Malvaceae. The transcript has 6 exons. Gene Ontology annotation, molecular function: microtubule binding. Gene Ontology annotation, biological process: plasmodesmata-mediated intercellular transport.